AUGGACCGCUACCUCUCGCGCAAGAGGCCGCACAGCCCCGUCAAAUCUCGGCCCGCAACACCCGACUACGAUGACGCUUCGACCGACAUAAAGCUAGCUCAACUGCUGUCUCUUUUCCCAGAAACGCCGCAGGAUACGCUUCUGGACAUUCUUGUCUCAUGCAGUGGCUCAGUUGAAGCCGCAGCUGCUACCAUAACAGAGCAGAAGCAACUCUCUUUCAAACGGCCAAGGACAACCGCCACCGCGAUUCAGACAUCCCUCAAAUCGCAUAUUGCCGUAUCCCCGGGUAAAGGAAACGAAAAUGGGAAAGAUAUCGUAUUAAAGAAGUCUCGGAACCCGGUAGUCCAGAAGGGAAGGGCUCUAUACUUGUUCAGCCCCGAAGACGUCGCAGCUCAUACCUCGUGCACUAUCAUCCACAAUUUCCUUCCACCAGAAGAAGCGAAUGCGCUUCUUCUCGAACUCCUCGAGGAGUCGCAACAUUUCUCGCGCUAUCAAAUGCAGCUAUUUGACCGGACUGUUGAAAGCCCACAUUCUACAUGCGUCUACGUCUCCACGGCAGAAGAAGAGGCCCAGCACGCGAAUGACUAUACGUACGGUGGCACGUAUCACACCAAUAUCCGGCAAGCAACCCCGCACCUCCGCGCGAUCUCCAAACGCGUCCAGGAAGCUGUUAAUGAGGAAAUACGGAAACGGAUCCGCGAUGUCUACCCCGGAGGUAAGAAAUUGAAGUAUCAGUCGCCGAAAGAAUGGGUGCCGAACGCGGCGUUUGUCAAUUGUUAUGAUGGGCCGGCGGAAAGUGUGGGGUAUCACACUGAUCAUCUUACCUACCUCGGGCCUCGCGCGGUUAUAGGGAGUAUUAGUCUGGGUGUCCAGCGAGAGUUUCGGGUGCGGCGGAUUGUCUCUGAUGAAGAGGAGGCGGGGGCACGAGCUGAUGCGCAGGGGCAGAUUUCUAUACCUCUACCGCACAAUUCUCUUUUGGUCAUGCACGCAGAGACGCAGGAGGAAUGGAAGCAUGCGAUUGCUCCCGCGCAAACCGUCUCACCGCACCCGUUAUCGGGCAAUCGGCGGAUCAAUAUUACGUAUCGGUGGUAUCGAGAGUCAUUACACCCGCGAAACGUCCCGCGCUGUCGUUGUAAUGCACAUGCCGUUCUUAAAUGUGUCCAACGCAAGCAUGACAGCAGAGGUCGCUACAUGUGGGUGUGUUAUAUGGGGUAUAAGCCCGGAAAGAAAGGAUGUGGCUUCUUUCAAUGGGCCGAGUUCGAUGAUGACGGCGAACCUCUUUGGAAACAGCCUCAGCCCAAGAAGGAAGAUGUGAACGCCCCGGAACUGAUCAACUUUGCAGGUUAG
Molecule: messenger RNA, 1347 nt
Organism: Aspergillus nidulans FGSC A4
Lineage: Eukaryota; Fungi; Ascomycota; Eurotiomycetes; Eurotiales; Aspergillaceae
Product: putative CUE domain protein
Exons: 1
Coding region: 1-1347 (448 amino acids)
Biological process (GO): DNA alkylation repair; DNA repair
Molecular function (GO): dioxygenase activity; zinc ion binding; 2-oxoglutarate-dependent dioxygenase activity
Source: RefSeq, a predicted model, not a curated record